Molecule: messenger RNA, 3725 nt
Organism: Tribolium castaneum (red flour beetle)
Lineage: Eukaryota; Metazoa; Arthropoda; Insecta; Coleoptera; Tenebrionidae
Exons: 13
Coding region: 1-3672 (1223 amino acids)
Biological process (GO): glycogen metabolic process
Cellular component (GO): phosphorylase kinase complex
Molecular function (GO): calmodulin binding
Source: RefSeq, a predicted model, not a curated record
AUGCGUACUAGGAGCAAUUCCGGUGUCCGCCUGGACUAUUACCACCGACUCGUCCACAAAAUAAUCAUGUCGAACCAAAACCCGGUCACGGGGCUGUUUCCAGCAAGUUUGGAGAACAGCCACGCCUGGAUCCGCGACAACGUCUAUUGCAUCUUCGCGGUGUGGGGCCUUUCAAUGUCUUACAAAAAAAUGGCUGAUCAGGACGAAGACCGGGCCAAGACUUACGAGCUGGAACAGUCCUGUGUCAAACUAAUGCGGGGCCUUUUAAUGGCAAUGAUGCAACAGAAGGAAAAGGUCGAGCGUUUCAAGCAAACCCAAAACCCGCUUGAUUCCCUCCACGCCAAAUACUCGUCCCAAACGGGCCAGAUCGUGGUCGGUGACAACGAAUGGGGGCACUUGCAGAUCGAUGCCAUUUCGCUGUAUUUGUUGAUUCUGGCGCAAAUGACGGCAUCGGGCCUCCAGAUCGUGUUUAAUCUAGACGAGGUCGCGUUUAUUCAAAAUUUGGUGUUUUAUAUUGAGUGUGCCUAUUGCACCCCCGAUUACGGUAUUUGGGAACGUGGGGAUAAAACGAACCACGGUUUACCGGAGCUCAAUGCGAGUUCCAUCGGCAUGGCGAAGGCUGCGCUUGAGGCCAUGAACGAGUUGGAUUUAUUUGGGGCCCGAGGGGGGCCUUACAGCAUAAUACACGUUUUGGCCGAUGAGGCCCAAAAGUGCCAAGCGGUUUUACAAUCAAUGCUCCCACGGGAGUCAAGUUCAAAGGAAAUAGACAGCGGGUUGUUGUCGGUUGUUAGCUUUCCUGCUUUUGCAGUGGAUGAUCCUGAUUUACUCCAAUACACUAAGGAUCAAAUUAUUGAAAAGUUGCAAGGUCGAUACGGGUGUAAGCGGUUUUUGCGGGAUGGCUACAAGACACCGAAAGAGGACCCCCGAAGGCUGUACUACGAGCCUUGGGAGCUCCGCAUGUUCGAAAACAUCGAAUGCGAAUGGCCGUUAUUUUUUUGUUACCUAAUCAUCGAAAAUUGCUUCAGGGGUAACAAGCAAGGAGCGGCUGAAUACACCCAACAACUCGAAAAUAUCAUGAUACGCACUGAGGACGGCUUGAGAUACGUCCCGGAAUUAUAUGCAGUUCCGCAAGAACUGGUAGAAGCGGAGUAUAAGGAGCCAGGGACCCAGAAAAGGGUGGCUUUGGGACACUGUCCCUUUCUGUGGGCCCAAUCUCUUUACAUCGUUGGUAAGCUGUUGCAAGAGGGAUUUCUAGCUCCUGGCGAACUGGAUCCCCUAAACCGUCGUCUCUGUUCGGAGAAAAAACCGGACGUGGUGGUCCAAGUCGUGAUUUUGGCCGAAGACAACGAAAUUAGGGAUAAACUCGCAGAGCACGACAUUAUGGUGCAAACAAUCAGCGAAGUGGCCCCCAUUGAAGUGCAACCAGCUCGGGUUUUGUCACAUUUGUACACUUAUCUCGGGAGAAACAAAAAGUUGGGCUUGUCGGGGCGUAAAUCCCGCGACGUUGGGAUUCUCAGCACUAGCAAACUGUAUUCAUUGGGGGACAAAAUCUUCGCGUUCACGCCACAGAAUGUUGAUAUGGACGAAUAUUACACAAGUUACGACAUGGCACUCUUGGCUGAUAAAUUAGUGACUCAUUUCGCCUUCUUAACUAUGAAUUGGCGAAACAUGCUUGGCAGACCCACGAUUACGCUUGUCGCAGCGAAAAGCUACUUAGACGAUGGAAAAAUCCCCCUAGCUAUGAUCACCACAAUGAAGAAACUCAAAUCGGGUUACAUCAACGGCACGAGAGUCACUCUAGGCCACCUCAACGAUUUUCUCAGCACGAGCUGCAUCACUAAUUUGAGCUUCCUGGGGUGUCAUGAGGACGGCUUACCCGACAAAUUGAACCCCCAAGUCCACCAAUACCUCGAGGAGCACUUGGUGAAGUCACUCUCAAGCAAAUCGUCGCUUCUUAAACAAACCCACGGCAGAACCACCAGAAAACACAUGCGACGGCGAAUGUCAGUGCGUGGCGCAAUCAAGAAAACAAGGUCAAUCAACGUCGAUUGUAAGUUGUGGGUUUCAAACGCUUUCAAUAAAUUAUGUUCAGCUGAUAUUUUCAUGCGGCCAAUUUUGCUCAAACACGCCGAGACACUGGGCAUGGAAGGAAACACAACCAUUGAACGUCGCGGUUCAAUGUUCCUCACCAACUGGCAAGACACCGUCGACAGUGCAUCGCCACUCGAACACGUGCGAUCCCCAUCCCCCGAAAACGCCCCCCAGGUCCCCAAAGACUUGCAACGCAAAAACAUCCCCAACAUAAACGUGACGCGCCACAAAACCAACUCCGAAACGCAAUACGCCGACACCGAGGUCGAGGAGUUGUUCGCAAUGUUGCGCGAGUCUGAGUCUCUGGAUGAACAAGGCGACAUCCUCCAGUACCUUGUCGACUCCAAAGGGCUGGAUUUCCACACUGGGAUGCUCGAUUUCGGGAAACCGAUCACAGUGCGCGAUUUGCUCAAAGGCUUGUAUGAGAAGGCGUGCCAGCAGAAGAUGUGGGGCUUGGUCAGACACACGGCCGGGAUGUUGGGGAAACGAGUCGAAGAUUUGGCCAAAUCGGUGACUGAUUUACUAGUGCGUCAGAAGCAAAUUACAGUGGGGAUGCCCCCACACAACGAGCAUACGAUCACGGCCCCCUUGCCGGAAAGCGAGUUGAGACUGUUGAUUCAUGACGCUUAUGGCGAGGACGACAGUACGGCAAUGCUGACGCAAGAGUUGUUAGUCUACCUUGCCAUGUUCAUAAGAACUGAGCCACAAUUGUUUUUGGAAAUGUUGAGAUUACGAGUCGGGUUGAUAAUUCAAGUCAUGGCAACGGAAUUAUCCCGAACGCUGAUUUGCGACGGGGACGAAGCGUCCGAGCAUUUGCUUAAUCUGAGUCCUUUUGAAAUGAAAAAUUUGCUACAUCACAUAAUCAGUGGGAAGGAAUUUGCAAUCAGUAGCGUUGGUAGAGGGAAUUUCUCGAUUGUUAGCAACAAAUCAAGCCGAAUUAGUAAAAAAAGUCAUAUCAGUUUAGGUCAAGACAGCAAUGAUGAGAUGAUAGAGGGGGACAGGCAAGGGCAGUGGUUAAGACGGCGCCGGCUGGAUGGGGCCUUAAAUAGGGUCCCCCGUGAUUUCUACCCCCGGGUUUGGAGUGUCUUAGAACGGUGUCAGGGUAUAGACAUCGCGGGCAAAGUCUUGCCGCAAAGCCUGACGCAAGAGAUGACCUCUGGUGAGUUAAAAUUCGCUUUAGCGGUCGAAACGGUCUUGAACACAAUCCCACAACCCGAAUACCGCCAAUUAAUAGUUGAAGCUUUGAUGGUUCUAACUUUGGUGGCGGAAUACAACAUAGCGCCGUCUCUAGGCGGGAUUAUCCAAGUUGAACAUUUAGUCCACAUCGCUAAUGAAUUAUUUCUCGACGAUCAGAUGAAAUGUGACGGUGAUGCCACAUUAUGUUGUGCCAAACCCAAAGAAAUGAGGGAAACGUCCAAAACUGGAGGCUUGUUAUGUGGCGGCGCUGCAUACAUUUGCCAACAUUUUUACGACAGCGCUCCGAGCGGCUGUUAUGGGACUAUGACCUACAUGACGAGAGCAGUGGCUGUGACUUUGGACUGUCUUCCAAAACAAGGAGAACUCGAUUGCACAAUUAGUUAAUUAUGUUUUAUUGUUGGAGGGGUUUAUUGUUUAAUAAAAAAUAGUUCUAUGAA